This is a messenger RNA of Didymosphaeria variabile, 1266 nucleotides long. RefSeq lists its product as uncharacterized. The transcript has 2 exons. Bases 1 to 1266 code for a protein of 421 amino acids. The record is from RefSeq and is a predicted model, not a curated record. NCBI's taxonomy places the organism in Eukaryota, Fungi, Ascomycota, Dothideomycetes, Pleosporales, Didymosphaeriaceae.
AUGGAUUCAUCCAACGACUUCUUCGAACUGAACCCCUGGCACGAAGAAGCACCCUCAGGCGGAUUUCCAGCAUUCCCAGGAUUCCCUGAGAGCGUUCCGAACGUAGCCAGCGAUUACGAGCAGCUCGAUGAGACUCAUGCAGGACAAACUCUGUCAUCAGUUUCGGACUUUACAAACCGCCAUCAGAUGCCUACAGUGCCGUGGGACACGUUCUUCGUCGCUGGUCAGGAGGCAGACACUACUCCAUCGCAAGCCGGUGCCUCUCACUUAAACGCCGCCCCUAGCGAGAACUUGUUGGUGGCCAAGCCUGCCGCCAUCACGUCGUCGAAGAAGCGCGUCUCGCGUGCCGCUUCCACGCCUGCCAAGAAGCAGAAGACCGCUAAGCUCGACACAGGUAGGGCAAAUGUCAAGCCUAGGAUGAUGGGAAAGAAGGGUCUGGACGAGGGUUUUGUCCCUAAAUGGGAUAGCAUGAAGGUUUACGGUGAAAAGACCUUGCGCUACAAGAUUGGUCUUACGAAGAUCAAGAAGUUCUUGACGGACGAGGGUGUCGAUGUUGACACAGAGUUUCCUACCACGCGCAUGGUCUACAACGGAAAGGAGACGACCAAGGGCCAAGCACUGGUAGACAAAGCCCGAGAGCUUCAACAAGCCCGCAUCGACCAGAAGCUCGCCAAUAGCCAUGCGGCUGCCAGGCCUAGGAACAGCCGCCGUCAGCCUCUGACGUUUGGUGGGGAUGUCGUCGGAGCUGAGCACCUGAGCGAGAUCGAUCACGACAAAGGUCAUGAGCUUGUGGAAGGGGCUGAUAAGAGUGAGACAUGGAAAGAUAACGACCACAACAGUGAGCUGGACGGAGUUUGUGAAACUGACGACGAACAUGUCGCUGGCGAGAAAUCAGAGCGUGUGGUUGUCUCUACUACCCGGUCGGCCCUCCGCGCACUCAAGAAGGCCACCUUGAAGUCAGGCUUUAGUUCCCCCGACCUUGUCCUCGACGGCCUCGACCAACCGCUGCUCUCGCUCCGGGCGCAAGAGAUCGUCCCUCGCCUAGUGAAGUGGCAGGAAAAGAACCGCGUCUUUCGCUUCGAAGCCGGCGAUGGCGCACUAUACCUUGGGGCGCGAGUCCUGAACAAGGAGGAUCGCGGUGCAUACGAAAAGGACCUUGAGGAUCUGGCUACUGAGCUUGUACAAGUGGCCAAGAAGGAUCACGAUGACAAAACUGCCACCAAGGUUGGAAAGCUAGCCUUCGAGGAGUUUUCAGUCGAGCCCUAA